AUGCCCCGAUUCUUACAUCCAACACAGUCUGGCGUUCACCGUUUAGCGUGCCUUUCCCUCUACCAUGCCUUGCUCUCACAGUGCUCUAAACCGUGGCUUACAAGCUCCAAGGCAUCACAUAUCCGAGGCAUAAUACAGGCCAGAUUCCGUCUGGACAAACCAAUUGAAAGCCCUAGUCGAAUUGAAAAGUCCCUGAGAGCAGGCUAUGAGGCUUUAGAAUUGAUGAAAUCAUGUGCUAGUGGAGAACCUAGAAGCAUUGAGCGAGUUGAUUCCCUCAUUGCCGGAACGCAGCCCUUCCUCGAGAAAUACAAGAAGAAAUGCGCACAACUCGCCCACCGACGCCAGAUGAUAGAGUUAGAGAAUGAUAGAAAGAGAGAGAGAAAGCGCCGUUUUAGUGCCAAAGCAGUGUUGGAAUCUGUCCUAUCACGACCUUAUCCCAAAGUGUCCGGUAUACGCCAUGUUCCUCGAUUUGCAUGUGCGCGUGGGAUACCAUUUCUCAGGAUCAAGAAGCCUCAACCGAAGAGUCUGGGCAUAGCCAUAAGAAUCAGGCAAGACGCUCGAUGGAAGAACAUCCUACGCAAGCAAGAACUGGCUGUGGAUGCCUUGUUCGCACAAGAUGAGGAUGCGUGGGAUCAGUUCACAGAGAAGAAAGAGAGCGGCACUUGGGAUAAGGCUAUCCAGGAGAAUAUCGGCCGCGUGGUGAAUACGAUUAAGAAAGGGGAUGAGAGAGAUCUCGAGCUGGCGAGGAAGAUGUGGAAUGUAGUAGUGGCUGAGAGAAGGCUGGCUGAGAAAGAGGCCAAACAGAGGGAGAAACUAGGUCAGGAAGAAGCCAAGUCGAGCUCUUCUUCAAACACGAUACAACUAUGA
This is a messenger RNA of Microsporum canis CBS 113480, 867 nucleotides long. RefSeq lists its product as hypothetical. The transcript is spliced from 3 exons. The record is from RefSeq and is a predicted model, not a curated record. Lineage: Eukaryota; Fungi; Ascomycota; Eurotiomycetes; Onygenales; Arthrodermataceae. Bases 1 to 867 code for a protein of 288 amino acids.